UCCACCAACUGAUUGAGGGCCACUCCAUUCGCUCGUGCCUUUUUUUCUCUUUUGUCUGACUCAGUCUCGUCUCGUCUCAGCGGGCCAAGCGUACGCUGGACAAAGACUGAUCGAGACGGCAUUUCGGGAAAAGUUCUUCCGUCGAUCUAUCCCCUCUGCGUACAGUAGGUUGAAGCGUGGGAGAUGGAGUACCUCUCAGGACAAGACGGAAGAAGGUUCGUCGACCUUGACCGAAAGCGGGUGAAGAGGGAAACGAGCGAGGGGGGGAAAGAACGAGCGCUGUACGGGCUUUCUUGUUGGUUCUCUAUCUGUUUAACAUUAUUGAUGUGGAGUGCGACCCUUGAUGUGUCUGAGUUGAGCGUGCAUCUGCUUGCUUGCAAGGAGGCAGGCCGUGCGGGCUGCGAUGCGAUGCGAUGCCCACUACUUGCUCCUACCUCUAGGCGAGUUGUGAAGGGGCGCAGCGGACCAAUCUUCAGCUAGUAGUAGUACUCAACAAGACAACGGACAGCGUUCCGUUACCUGG
Molecule: messenger RNA, 523 nt
Organism: Acaromyces ingoldii
Lineage: Eukaryota; Fungi; Basidiomycota; Exobasidiomycetes; Exobasidiales; Cryptobasidiaceae
Exons: 2
Coding region: 184-480 (98 amino acids)
Source: RefSeq, a predicted model, not a curated record